Molecule: messenger RNA, 546 nt
Organism: Aspergillus chevalieri
Lineage: Eukaryota; Fungi; Ascomycota; Eurotiomycetes; Eurotiales; Aspergillaceae
Gene: TMA20
Product: translation machinery-associated protein 20
Exons: 3
Coding region: 1-546 (181 amino acids)
Biological process (GO): formation of translation preinitiation complex
Molecular function (GO): RNA binding
Source: RefSeq, a predicted model, not a curated record
AUGUUCAAGAAAGAUAUCGCCCCCAGCACAAAAUCAAAGGUCAAGUCCUCGGUACAGCGAGGCUUGCGCCAGAACUUCCUCGACUCAUACCCCGGUUUCGAGCCGUACAUCGAGCAGAUCCUCCCGAAAAAGGCACAGCUCGAUUCGAUCAAACUCCCCGAAAAAUCCACCCUCUACACAAUCGACUCCCAACCCCUCUUCUACCAACCCCAAGACGGCCCCCCGAUCCCGCAUCUCAAAUUAAUCCACGCCUACCCCUCCGCCCUUCCCACGAUCCAAAUCGAUCGCGGAGCAAUCCGCUUCGUGCUCUCCGGCGCCGCGCUGAUGGCACCCGGCCUUACGAGUCCCGGUGGACGGUUACCGGAUGCGGAGCAUGCGUUGGAGAAGGGGACGAUUGUUGCAGUUAUGGCGGAGGGGAAGGAGAAUGCGUGCCUUGUGGGGGCGUUGAAGGUUGGGACGGAGGAGAUGAAGAGUAAGGGGAAGGGGGUUGUUAUGGAUGAUGGGCAUUAUUUGGGGGACGGGUUGUGGAGGAUGCCGCUCGAUUAG